Messenger RNA from Drosophila subobscura, 4523 nucleotides. RefSeq names its product voltage-dependent calcium channel subunit alpha-2/delta-3 (gene Ca-Ma2d). The record is from RefSeq and is a predicted model, not a curated record. Gene Ontology annotation, molecular function: voltage-gated calcium channel activity. The transcript has 11 exons. Lineage: Eukaryota; Metazoa; Arthropoda; Insecta; Diptera; Drosophilidae. Gene Ontology annotation, cellular component: voltage-gated calcium channel complex. Bases 631 to 4299 code for a protein of 1222 amino acids.
CAGCUCUUCAACGUCGGCGGUUCGUGGCUCGGAAAACGCGGAAGGCCCCCGACUCGGGCCCCACACACACUCACACCCGAACACACCUACACACCCAUACACACAAAAACGGUGACAGUGUGCUCCAUAUGUGUAAUCAAAAAGCGUUCGGAGCCCCGCACUAAGAGCAAAGCGUUUAUAUAUAGAAAAUUUCCUACGCACAGCUGAGGAAAACUAAAAUACGAAAAUAAAUUACGAGAAUCACAUCCACGUCCACUUUGGCCGACCCGAAAUGAAAAGUUACAUUUUCUUCUGUGGUGUUUACGUGGCCAGCGAGUGUACGCAAUAAUCACGGUUAUUGUUAUUAUUAUUUUCAGUACGCAUACGCCCAGCGUGUCGUCGGUCGUUCGGUUUGUGGUGAAUGUAAAGAGUGAGAAGAAAAAAUAAAAGCAAGAAAGAAAGAAAAUCCCAUCGCUGCUGGCGUCGCUGUCGGCGCUGCGACUCCACCCAAAAUUGUAUAUCAAUUUUGAGGGGUUCUCCCGGUGCGGUGCGGUUGGCACCCUGUCGAUGCCAUAGUGUCCAGUUCUACAUACAUAUAUCCAAUCCCAGCGAGAAUCGUCGUAGCGAAACAACAAGGAAAAUGCGAGAAAAAUGUUUGGUUUAUGCGAAAAGUUGAUGACACAUUUUGCUGUCAUUUUGACCGCAUUUCUCGUCUCCCAGCCGCUGUUGUUGUUGCUGAUUUGCGGGCCGCCAGCGACGACGCCGCAUGGCGGCGGUUCCACCUUAUCCUCGUCCAUCUUGGUGCAGGCCUCAGCAGCAGAUGAAGCCGUGGGCAAAUGGGCCACAAAGUUUGGGGACGAGCUGUUCCUGCUGGCGCAGAAAAUCACCAAAUCGCAGGAGAUCAAGGAGAAGUACAAGGAGUACAAUGCCCGUGUAGAGCUGAAGAAUGGCACCGAGCUGAUCCAGUCAAUUACGGCCAAUGUGGGCAAGAUGCUGGCACGCAAAAUGGACGCGGUGCGCUGCAUACAGGAGAAGGCGGAGAGCGUCUACGAGAACUUUGAGUUCAAUCUCACCUAUGCGGAGGCCAACUACACCUACUUCUCCAGCAAGUACUCGACGUUCAACGGGAACAGCUCCGAGGAGCUGGAGCCAAAUGAGGCCGAGUUUGCGUGGAUGUACCGCGAGAUGGAGCUCAAUCCGGACACGCACUUCUACAACACGCCCGUGGACACGGAGCACAGUUCGGUGCAUGUGCCCUCCAACGUUUGGGAUCGCUCGAAGCGUGUGCUAAAGACCAUUAUGUGGUCGGAGCAGCUGGACGAGGUCUUUCGGCAGAACUACCAAUCGGAUCCGGCCCUCUCCUGGCAGUACUUUGGCUCCGACACGGGCAUACUGCGUCACUAUCCCGCCUCUCAAUGGACAGAUCCGCGCCCCAAUCGCCUGGACGCCGACAUCUACGACUGUCGCAAGCGUUCCUGGUACAUUGAGACGGCAACGUGCUCAAAGGACAUUGUCAUCCUACUGGACCACUCCGGCUCGAUGACAGGCUUCCGACAUCACGUGGCCAAGUUCACCAUACGCAGCAUCCUCGACACCUUCUCCAACAACGACUUCUUUACCAUCUUCAACUACUCCGCCGGCGUGGACGACAUCAUACCCUGCUUCAACGGCGCCCUUGUCCAGGCCACGCCCGAGAACAUUGAGGUGUUCAACGAAGCCAUUGCCAAUCUGCCGGACCCGGAGGGCUAUGCCAAUCUCACGCUCGCCUACGAAAAGGCCUUCCAGCUGCUGCACACCUACUACGAGAAGCGGCACUGCAGCGCGAACUCCACCUGCAAUCAGGCCAUCAUGCUGGUCACCGACGGCGUGGCCGGCAACACCACCGAAGUUUUCCAGAAGUACAACUGGGGGAAUGGCGAGAAUGGCACCUCCCACAUGAACGUGCGAAUAUUCACUUAUCUUCUGGGCAAGGAAGUGACGAAGGUGCGCGAGAUCCAGUGGAUGGCUUGCCUGAAUCGUGGCUACUACUCGCAUGUUCAGUCCCUGGACGAGGUGCACGAGGAGGUGCUCAAGUACGUCGAUGUCAUAGCCACGCCCUUGGUGCUGCAAAAUGAACAGCAUCCGCCCACCUGGACACACGCCUUUACGGACAAAACGUAUGAUCCAAAGACCUCGGAUGAUCGACGGCCGCGUCUCAUGAUAGCGGUGGGAGUGCCCGCCUUUGACCGCUUCUAUCGCCACGAGAACAGCACCAAUCGAAGGGCACGCCUUUUAGGUGUGGCGGGUACAGAUGUGCCCGUGGAGGACAUAGACAAGCUGACGCUUCCCUACAAGCUGGGCGUCAAUGGGUACUCCUUUGUGGUGUCCAACAAUGGAUAUGUUCUGCUGCAUCCCGAUCUACGGCCACUUGGGACGAAUGGCAAAAUGAAUCCCAACUACAACAGCAUCGAUUUCACCGAGGUAGAACAUCUCUUCGAGGAUCAGAGUCCCCGCGAGCCGGGUGAAUCGAUUCUGAAGAUACGCAGCGCCAUGGUGCGCCAUGAGGCCAAGGAGUUCAAGGAUAUCUCGGUGAAAUUCCACUACGACAAGAUGCGACGCGUGUCGGAGGAGAUGCAGGACUACUUCUUUGCCCCCCUGCCCAAUACACCGUUCACAUUGGGCAUUGUGAUGCCCAGCGAGUAUGGCAAGACGUGGAUCAAGGUCGGCGAAGAGGUACUCAAGAACAUACACAUGAAGGUCAAUAUAUCGGACUUUUUCAUCGGGGAGAACUGGAAAGUUCAUCCAGACUGGGUCUACUGCAAGUAUCACUAUCUGGAGGGCCAUGAGUUCAAGACACCCGAGGCGGAGUUGCGUGAGUUUCUGGGCAAAAUGGUCAAGGGCAAGUGGAAGUGGGCGGAGCAAUAUGCCGAGGACGAGUCCGACUGGGAUGACAAAGAUGAUUUGAACUGCGGUCGUAAGACCCUGGGCGAUGAUGCCUACUAUUGCAACAAGGAGCUGGUACAUCUGCUCAUCUUCGACGCCAAGGUGACAAACUCCAGCUAUGGCGAGUGGAAGUUUGAGAACGAGGAGGAGCGCCAGCUAAUUACACGCUUCGGUGCCACUCUGCGUUUCGUGGCCACGAUGAGCGGACUGACCCGCUGGCAAUUCAUCUUUGGAGAGGUGGAGGUGGACACGGAUCGAGAGUUCGGCGACUAUCACACAACAGCCAUCGAUGAGACCUGGUACAAGAGCGCCAUUCUGCAGCAUCACGAGGAUCGCACGGAGAGCUUCGUUUACUCCGUGAAGCACUACAACGAUCCAAUGGAGGACAGCGACCUCAAGGUGACCGCUUCGCAUGCCAUUUUCCCGCGCGAUGGUGGCAAGGAGGCGCCCGCGUGCGUCGUGGGCUUUCAGUUCUCACACGCACGCAUGUGGGAGCGAUUCUUCAGCAUCACCGCUGUGGAUAACUGCAACCAUUGCCUGCCCAUCUGCACUGAUGAUGAUGUGGAUUGUGUGGUCAUUGACAAUAACGCGUACAUUGUGAUUGGCCAGAAUAUGAACACCACGGGAAAGUUCUUUGGCGAGUUCCAUGGCGACGUUAUGGCUGCCAUGGUGGAGAAGGGCAUCUUUCAGGCCAUCGAGGUGUACGAUUACCAAGUGCAGUGCAAGGAGGAGCCUAAGACAAACAGCGAUGGACACAGCCUGCUGCAUCCCUUGCGCCUGCUGAGUUUGGGUUGGAAGUGGCUGGUGGCACGGCUCUUCUUUCAGUACCAGAGAAUCCAAUGGUGGGUGGAUGGAGCACCCUUCAUGGAAUAUACGGACGAUAUUGAGGAUGAAUACGUGGCCGUGGGGGAGAGUAAUUCAGGCGGAGCUGCCAAGCCGAAAGAAGACAGCGAUGAUGACGAUGCGCUGUUCCAGGAACCCGAGCCGGAUCCCAUCUAUCAUCCAUGCGACAUGCGAUCCACGCUCUACGCCCUCCAGCCCGCUGCCCUGAUAGGCAUCAAUGACUUUGUCGAGGUCCCAUCGACGCGUCCGUUUCUGGUCAAGAAAAUACCCAACUCCAAUCUGCUGCUGGUCGUGGUCAAUGUCCUGAUGCCGUCACGUAGUGUGCGGCUCACAACCGAGCCCCAGCCGAUCUUGGAAUACAGCAAGGAGUUUCCCUGCUACAAGCUCAAUAUGAGCUUCUACGAGAGGCGACGCAUCGAAGAGUGUUACACAGAACACGAGAAUGAGGAACUGUACACCUAUUGCGGCAAUGCCUCGCGGCUGGUUCUGACGCUCCAGCUGCUGCCGCUGACCAUAAUUUUGAUGUUUUACUUAACGCGCUGCUUUAUGCGUUAAAUUAUAUAUACACAACUAUAUACACCUAUGUAUAUGUACUAUACGAUUUGUUGAUUAUAAUUACAUAUACGAGUGUAUAAUUUUUUGUUUCCUAUAGAUUGUAAACUAUUCUGUAGUCAAAUUCUAGUCGAAUGUUUAACAAGCAAAACCAAACCAAAACUGGCACAAUCUUUGGAACUAAACCACUUUUAGCGAGAGCAAUUUCAACUUUUAGACUUACAAAC